UGAACAGUGAAAUUAAUCUUCUUGUUCCAAUGUUCUUGUAGGUUAUUUUGUGUGUGAAUUUCAUUUUCACUAUCGAAAGAAUUUCCGUUCGAUUUUGCCCGAGGGUAUCGAAACGUCGCACAAAUGUCUAAUGUUUGAAAAUAAUGUAGACGAAGAGCAGUAGACUUAAGUGAACAGUUAAAAAUGUCGAAAGCUGCUGGUAGGCUGAAGACCUUGCGUAAAGCCGUUGACAAGGUGCAACAUGGAAAUAAAAUUCGAACCAAUAUUCCAGCAGGAAUGGCAGUUGCCGGUCCUCCGUUAGGACCAAUGCUUGGGCAGCAUGGAAUCAAUAUUGCAGCUUUUUGCAAGGAUUUCAAUGAAAGAACAAAGGAUUUAAAAGAGGGGAUACCUCUUCCAUGUAGAAUUACAGUUAAUGCUGAUAGGAGUUAUCAGCUUAUUAUGCAUAAGCCACCUGCUACAUUUUUCCUAAAGCAAGCUGCUGGUAUACAAAGGGGUGCUAUGGAACCAGGAAAAGAAAUAUCGGGAAAAAUAACACUAAAGCAUUUGUAUGAAAUAGCAAAAAUCAAAUCAGAAGAUCCUCCUUUGGCAUGUUACACUUUAGAACAAAUAUGUAUAAUGUUGGUAGGUGUUGCAAGAUCAUGUGGCAUUGAAAUAACAAGAAAUAUUGACUCAGUUGAAUAUGGUGAAUUUUUGGAAGAAAGGAGAGAAGUUGUUGAACAACAGAAGAAAGAACUUCAAGAGAAAAAGGAAGCUCGGAUGUUAAGAACAGGCUAAUCACUCUCUCUUUGUAUCUUCCUUUGUUGUGUAGUUGUAAAAAGAAAGUUUACUGUUAUUAAAAAAAGAAGAGAUAUGUACAAA
Messenger RNA from Schistocerca cancellata (South American locust), 858 nucleotides. It is a transcript of the gene mRpL11, whose product is annotated as 39S ribosomal protein L11, mitochondrial. The record is from RefSeq and is a predicted model, not a curated record. The transcript is spliced from 3 exons. Lineage: Eukaryota; Metazoa; Arthropoda; Insecta; Orthoptera; Acrididae. Gene Ontology annotation, biological process: translation. Gene Ontology annotation, cellular component: mitochondrial large ribosomal subunit; ribosome. Gene Ontology annotation, molecular function: large ribosomal subunit rRNA binding; structural constituent of ribosome. Bases 184 to 774 code for a protein of 196 amino acids.